This is a messenger RNA of Penicillium chermesinum, 603 nucleotides long. RefSeq names its product low-affinity Cu transporter. Lineage: Eukaryota; Fungi; Ascomycota; Eurotiomycetes; Eurotiales; Aspergillaceae. Gene Ontology annotation, molecular function: copper ion transmembrane transporter activity. Gene Ontology annotation, cellular component: membrane. Bases 1 to 603 code for a protein of 200 amino acids. The record is from RefSeq and is a predicted model, not a curated record. The transcript has 4 exons. Gene Ontology annotation, biological process: copper ion transmembrane transport.
AUGGAUCAUAGCCAGAUGGACCACGGCAAUAUGGGACAUGGCGAUAUGGGUCACGGCGGUAUGGGUCACGGCGGUAUGGAUAUGGGAGGCCAGUGCAAUAUGAAUAUGUUGUUUACCUGGUCUUCUAAGGAUCUCUGCAUUAUCUUUCGCCAGUGGCGCGUUACCGGCCCUUUCUCGUUCCUCUUCUCGCUCGUGCUUAUCGUCGUCCUCACGGCUGGUUACGAAGGCGUCCGCCAAUUUACCCGCCGCUACGAGAUUGCCCAUGCUCAACGUCUGAGUGCCUUUAUGAACUCUUCAGCUACUGGAGAUGAUGGCAUUGCCAACCCAGUCACGGCCAACUUCCCCGAGGAGCCAACCCUGCCCAUUGGUGGCGAGCGCUCACCAUUACUUGUAGGCAGUGAGAACAGGGAUGCCGUUGCUCGCCGGGGAAAGUUUGCCCUCGCGGCACUAUAUGCCCUUCAGGUGUUUUACAGCUUCUUCAUCAUGCUGCUCUUCAUGACCUACAACGGCCAGGUUAUGAUUGCUGUUGCUGUUGGUGCUUUUGCCGGUUACUUAAUGUUUUCGGAGGGCACGCCGGCUAGCAAGAGUGUUGCUUGCCAUUAG